AUGGCCCUGCUCUCGCUGGCCCUGUGGGGGAUCCUCGCAGCAGGCACCGCAGCAACGCCAGCAAAGCUCUGGAAGGAGCGCAUCAAGAAUGUCGUCGUCCUCGUGCAGGAGAACCGGUCGUUCGACACCUUCCUCGGCGGGCUGACCUACAACAAGAGCAUUGACGGCGUGCUGAAUCAUCCCUAUUGCAAUCCGCUGGAUCUUAAGGAUAGGAAUUCUGCCCUGGUGUGUGCUCGACCGGUCGCCGGCAAUGUGGCCGCCGACGACCCCAACCAUGGGAUCAGCGGCGGCAAUAUGCAGAUCUACGGCACGUACCAUCCGGACGAGGACCGGAUCAAGAAGGGCUACUACGAUACCGAUUCGGAUCUCAUGAAGGGAUUCGUUGCGGAGCAGGCGUUCUUGUACAGCAUGGACGACGCCGCGCGCGCAGCAGAGGUGAUCAACUACUUCACACCCGACCAUAUCCCUGUCUUUGCGACUCUGGCGGAGAACUUUGUGCUCUUCGACCGGUGGUUUGCAGCUGUGCCGGGUCCGACCAAUCCAAACCGUGCUUACAUUACGUCGGGAACAUCAUACGGACACGGAUACAAUGAUGUCGACUUCGAUACGUCGGCCCUCCCGCAACGGUCCAUCUUCCAGCAGCUGACGGAGAAGGGCAUCUCCUGGAUCAACUACUCCAACGCGACGGGCUUCCUGCCCGACGCCCUGUUCUACCGCUGGACGGUGGAGUCUGGCGCGGCGCGGACAAACGUCAAACCCAUCGAACAGUUCUACGAAGACGCUGCCCAGGGCACGCUGCCGCAACUCACGUACAUCAAUCCGGAGUGUUGUGUAUGGCAGUCCUUCCACCCGCCGUCGCCCGUCAGCGUGGGCGAGGGCUUCGUGAAAAGUGUGUACGAGGCGCUGCGGGCGUCGCCGCAGUGGAACGACACGCUGUUCAUUUUGACGUUUGAUGAGCAUGGCGGGUUUGCGGAUCACGUAGUGCCGCCGGUGAACGUGCCUCGGGGAGAUGAGCUGACCUACACGGAGACCGCUCCCGAUGGGCGGUCGAUCACGUUCGACUUCACUCGUCUGGGGAUGCGGGUGCCCACGCUAUUGAUCUCGCCGUGGGUGGACCGCGGGAUCGUAGUCAACAAGCCUUCGACCAGGGGCGAGUAUACGCAUACGUCGAUUCCGGCCUUUCUCGCUAAGCUCUGGGAUCUUGACAUCUUGACGAAUCGUGUGGGCUGGUCUGCGACGUUUGAGGAUUUGAUAUUGAGUGAGUUGAGGGCUGAUACGCCGGAGAAAUUGCCCGAGCCGGCAGACUUUUAA
This is a messenger RNA of Rasamsonia emersonii CBS 393.64, 1311 nucleotides long. RefSeq names its product PLC-A protein. The coding region runs from base 1 to 1311 and encodes 436 amino acids. The record is from RefSeq and is a predicted model, not a curated record. The transcript has a single exon. NCBI's taxonomy places the organism in Eukaryota, Fungi, Ascomycota, Eurotiomycetes, Eurotiales, Trichocomaceae. Gene Ontology annotation, biological process: phospholipid catabolic process. Gene Ontology annotation, molecular function: hydrolase activity, acting on ester bonds.